Messenger RNA from Condylura cristata (star-nosed mole), 2594 nucleotides. RefSeq names its product family with sequence similarity 69, member A (gene DIPK1A). The coding region runs from base 138 to 1403 and encodes 421 amino acids. The transcript is spliced from 4 exons. The record is from RefSeq and is a predicted model, not a curated record. NCBI's taxonomy places the organism in Eukaryota, Metazoa, Chordata, Mammalia, Eulipotyphla, Talpidae.
AGUGCUGUUUGGACUGAGUGAAAGUACACUUUGUUCUAGGAGAAUUGCCAUAUGGAAGCCUAGAAUAUAUAUUGAGUUCUUCCAAGAAAGGGGGGACAGCUCCUGGUCUAGGACCGCGAAUGCUGACGUGGUCCUGAAUGAGUGAUUGUUACGUGCUCUUCUGCCCACAGGCUCGCUUCUCUUAUGUGCGGAUGAAAUAUCUUUUCUUCUCCUGGUUGGCAGUAUUUGUUGGAAGCUGGAUUAUAUAUGUGCAGUAUUCUACUUACACCGAACUCUGCAGAGGAAAGGACUGUAAGAAAAUAAUAUGUGACAAAUACAAGACUGGAGUUAUUGAUGGGCCUGCGUGUAAUAGUCUUUGUGUUACAGAAACUCUUUACUUUGGAAAAUGUUUAUCCACCAAGCCCAACAACCAGAUGUAUUUAGGGAUUUGGGAUAACCUACCAGGUGUUGUGAAAUGUCAAAUGGAACAAGCACUUCAUCUAGAUUUUGGAACUGAAUUGGAACCAAGAAAAGAAAUAGUGCUUUUUGAUAAGCCAACUAGAGGAACUACUGUACAGAAAUUCAAAGAAAUGGUCUACAGCCUCUUUAAAGCAAAAUUGGGUGACCAAGGAAACCUUUCUGAACUGGUUAAUCUCAUCUUGACGGUGGCUGAUGGAGAUAAAGAUGGUCAAGUUUCCUUGGGAGAAGCAAAGUCUGCAUGGGCACUUCUUCAGUUAAAUGAGUUUCUUCUUAUGGUGAUACUUCAAGAUAAAGAACAUACCCCCAAAUUGAUGGGGUUCUGUGGUGAUCUUUAUGUGAUGGAAAGUGUUGAAUAUACCUCUCUUUAUGGAAUCAGUCUUCCAUGGGUCAUUGAGCUUUUCAUUCCAUCUGGCUUUAGAAGAAGCAUGGAUCAGUUGUUCACACCAUCAUGGCCCAGAAAGGCCAAAAUAGCCAUAGGACUUCUAGAGUUUGUGGAAGAUGUUUUCCACGGCCCCUAUGGAAACUUCCUCAUGUGUGAUACUAGUGCCAAAAACCUAGGUUAUAAUGAUAAGUAUGAUUUGAAAAUGGUGGACAUGAGAAAAAUUGUGCCAGAGACAAAUCUAAAAGAACUUAUAAAGGACCGUCACUGUGAGUCUGACUUGGACUGCGUGUAUGGCACAGAUUGUAGAACUAGCUGUGAUCAGAGUACAAUGAAGUGUACUGCAGAAGUGAUACAACCAAACUUAGCAAAAGCCUGUCAGUUACUCAAAGACUACCUACUGCGAGGUGCUCCAAGUGAAAUUCGUGAAGAAUUAGAAAAGCAGCUUUAUUCUUGCAUUGCUCUCAAGGUUACAGCCAAUCAAAUGGAAAUGGAACAUUCUUUGAUACUCAACAACCUAAAAACAUUGCUGUGGAAGAAAAUUUCCUACACAAAUGACUCUUAAUUCAUUUGGACUUUGUGACCAUUGUAGGAAACUUACCAUGAAGUUUUCAACGUUUUAAAUCAAUGGCUUCUAAUUCAGAUCCCUUUCCCACAGACCUAAGAAAGCAUCAUCCUAAAAUGUUCAAAGGCAGGAGGUGUAUCAACAAGUUCAACUUCAUUCCUGCACUUUUAGAAGCCCUGGUACAUUUCCCCGUACAUUUCACUGUGUAACUGUUUUGACUUAAAUAAUGCUGUGAAAAGCCUCAUUCCAUAAACAUGAACAGUUAAAAAGAGUAUUUUGUAGCUUUGUUAGCCAAAAUACCAUUGCGGAAACAUUGUGUUUGCAUUGAAGCUGCUGUUUAAAGUUUAUACCUACUUACUAAUGUCUUAGCAUGGUAAAGUUUGCACAUUAACAGAAAUUAAGACUGCGAAGCAGGUAAAUUAAAAUUAUUCCUCUAAAAAGAUGGGUUAAUAGCAUGGUUUGUAUUUUAAGUACAUUUUCAUCAAAUAUCACGUGGCUUCACAAAUUCAGAACACUUUCACCAGGAAGUGUUCAGUUUACUCAUAGUUGAUUGCCAGUGUUAAAGAGGUUGUAACUAGGCAAGACUUCAAAGGAUCAUCCGAUUCAAAAGGUCCACUGAAAUUGUUAUGUGAAGGCCAGACUCAAUCCAGAUUAUCUGAACUGAGGCAUGGGGAAGGGGACAACUGAGACCAUGCAACUUUUAGUAGUAACUCCCCAUUUUUGAAUAGUAUUUCCUACUGGCCAAAGGGCUAUUCUGUAAUACGCAUGUAAAUGUAUUCAUCCAUUUUCCUCCUGUCAACUUGGUAUGUAAGGGUAUUUGCUCCUUUCAUGUUAAUUCAAAUUUGGCAUGUACCUUUCAACAGCUUUUGGAGAAAAAAAAAACUAUAUUUUUUGCUCAAAGAAUUUUCCUAAAGUGAACUAUGUUCAAGUAAUUGACACCUUCACUAGACAGCGUUCUCAAAAUUAAAGCCACGGGUUAGCACCAGUUUUGCUUAUUUUACAAUUGUGUACUUUAAAGGUACUUUUUCUUCCCCACUAGUUACAAUAAAUGAAUGGAAGAAAUAUUUCCUAGUGAAUGGUUGGUGUGUUGCUUGCCAAAAGUUAGGGAUAGCAACCAUCACACAGAAACCCAAAAAGCAGGUGUGAACUUUAAUCAAUAUGCAAGACAAUGCUUUCUGGAAAAGGCAACAU